UCCGACACGCUCAGUGCCGCCUCCGUCAUCGGAUCGGUCCGGUUCGUGUUUUCGCGCUCUUGUCGCAAUUGUUUCGACUUAUUAUAUUUAAAAGAAAUAUCCAGGCUCGAGCAAUCCUGCGCUUCUUCACACACACACACACGAAUCAACAAUUCGGACGUCAAUAAUUAAUACUAAAACAUGGAUAGGAAAGAGACGCAACAGUUGCUGACUGCGCGAAGUGCAUUGUCGGUUGAUGUAAAAAUGAGCCGGCUGUCUUGGACAACGGACGCGUGUUUAACGACGUUUUAAUCCGAGACGGGAGCGGUCGAAAAAAGAAAAGGGAGAGAUUUUGCCGGCAGCCACCUGUGUGACUACUACUCCAGGGCUUGGAAGAGCUCAUAGAUUUCCGAUAGCAGAAGGAGAAAAAGAGAGAGCGAAAGAAAACAGAGUAGCCGACUGUUGCGGGAUAAAUUGUGCAGAAGCGUGGACUUUUUAACUUCGCGUCGCGGGCCGUACGAUUUCCCGUGAGGUAGAGACGGAUCUCGUGAGAGCGCGAGAGUGGAAUAGGAGCGAAUAAGCGAAGGAGCCGAGGAAGCGAGCGGCGACAUCGUCGAGCAGAAAAAAGAAAACGCGAUCGACGCUUCGAUCGAUACAUCCCGAGGAGGAGCUCAUCAUCGUUCUCGGAGUUCUCGUCUUGGAUACGGCCGCCACGCCGGCGGAAAGCGAACGAGAUCCAAGAACGACCUACUCCCCGAAGAGUAAUUGCCUUUCUAGGGGGGUGGCAUUCCCGCGGUCGUACUCGAAGUCACCACGGCGCAACCGAACGAGAAACAUGGCCGAUCUCGAGAGGAUCAGGCUGGUGGUGCUCGGUGGCGCCGGGGUUGGCAAGAGCGCGAUCAUACGCCGUUUGCUUGGCCAGGGCUUCAGCGAGCGAUACCGGCCCACCGUGGAGGAUCUGUACUCGCGGGAGUGUGUUCUCGGCACGUUGACGUUCAAGGUCGAUCUUUUGGAUACUGCGGGUGAUCUGCAGUUUCCCGCGAUGAGACGGCUUAGCAUAGCCACCGCCCACGCAUUUCUGCUUGUGUACGCGACAACGUCGUUACCGAGCUUCGAGUGUGUGAAACGUUGCUUCGAAGAAGUGAGAGAACAACGACCAGACUUUCAGGAGGUACCGAUAGUCGUCGCCGGAAACAAGCUCGAUCUGGCGCCAGUACGGAGGGAAGUGCCUAUCGAGGACGUGAGCGAGUGGCUGUUUUGCGAACUGCCCAAGUUAAGGGCGAAAGUGAUGGAGUGCUCGGCGAAGGACGAUUACAACAUCAAGGACAUCUUCAGGUGUUUUGUCACGCUCUCAAAAAUUGUGCCGAAAAAUCCAACGGGCGAGGGUGAGGAAUCCGGUCUCAGAAGAAGAUGUUCGGCGUACGGAUCGCGCAGGUCCGGCAGUCCAAGCGGCAGAACCGCCAGCGCGGGUUCCGGUGCAAAUUCUCAGCAAGUGGUCGCGGCGCAAGGCUCGACCGUCGUUACUGUCGUCGAGGAGGUGAAGAGCAAGCCUCGCAGCCGCAGUCUGAUCAGACGCGCUUCGAGAAAAACGAAGCAACAGAUCAGAGACGCCCAUGCCGACGACUGCAACAUCUCCUAAACCGGCUAUCCCCCGACGAGGAGUACGUACAAAAACAUAAAGUCUCGUCGCAAUCAGGAAUCGGGGCCAAUUUUCGCGAGUAAACCGUCGCGACAAUGGAAUUGUUUGCUUGCGAGUUGCCGAUUUAUAUCCGCGACGAGUAUAAUUUCUUCACGGAUGACGCGGAUCAAUUACUAAUCUGUUUGCCGCUUGUUUCCGUGCUGAUCUACGGGAUUUCGAAAGUGAGCAAGUGCGCAGUAAAAGCUGAUAAAACGCGAUUAACUCUCUCUAGAAAAACAUCUAGCUUGAAAGUCGAGGAAGUAAAGAAGUCGUCGAAGGUUCGUAUAUCAGAAAAGAUGUGUAUAUCGAUAAGCGAAAUUAAAUUCUCUCAGAUCGCGUACUUAAAAAAAAACAAUUUUACUCUUAGCGUGUUGAAUGGUAAAUAUCGUUAAAAUUAUUACCAAAUUGUUUUCAGAUAAAACGUUACGACGUGUGUUGUUCUUUUUUUAUUCUCCACAGUACAAAAAAAAAAGUCGCAUAUAACGUGAUGUUCAAAAGAUUAUUAUUUUGUUGAGAAAACAGAACGCGCGAAUUUUGAAAAGAAAAGAGAGCUUUUGAUGUACACCUUCUCUCUUCGGACCAUUUUGUACAUAUACGAUAACACAGUGUGAAUGUGAGAUUGAUUGUGAUUGUUUUCAACGAACGAAUGAGAUCCUGCAUUUUUUUAGUGCAAAUGUUCAAUUACUUCGCAAAGCUACGCGCACUAUUAGGAUAUUUUAUGUGUUUAAUGAUUUGUGAUAUAUUUGUUUUGCGAUUAUUUUGCAGUGUCUUUCAGCAUUUGAAUUUGCGCGAAUGUAAAAACGUAUAGUCUCUUUUGUUACUCAAGACAAAAAACAAAUCAGAAUAUUAUUUUCUCAAUUUUCGACACACCCGUUUCGAAGGUGUGUAAGAAACAAUUCGCGAGAGUGUUCUCGCAACAUUUUUUAACAUUAUUCUGACGGAAAAUUGCAUUCAGUAAUUCUCGCUUUAAAUUAAACACGAUGUUUUGCAGCACGCGCUGCAUUUAAACACGCACGCUUUACUGCCAAUUAAAAUGUUCUGGUAAUCAGAGACACGUUUUUCAAUUUUUCAUCUCACAUACAAACGAAUUCACAUAAAAAAUGUACUUACUUUGCUGGUGUCAAAAGAAGAAUUUCCGAUGCGCGAGCGUUAGUCGUCGCGUAAAAAGAAAUAUAAUAUUUGCAAAUUACGAGAUGCAUAAUCGUCAGAACAGUUUCUCUUGCUACUUCCCAGUAGUAACUUUGGUAUAUCAGAUACGUACUUUUCUCUCUCACUCUUUUUCUCUCUCUCUCUCUCUAUAUAUAUAUAUAUAUAUAUAUACAUAUUCAACACUUAUUAAAUAAUAACGAGCUACUGCACAUAUUCGCGCAAUCUUCACAAGUUUCAUCUCGUCGAGAAAUACUACAUUUAACUGUAAAAUUUCGAAUUUUGUGUAUAAUGAGAAAUAUUUUAAUUCGAAGAAAAUUCUCGAGUUUAUAACGCAUUUUUCUUCACAAAGUUUUGAAAUUGAAUUUUAACACUUAAAUGCACUGUUUUUUUUUGACAUAUUAAUAUUUUAAAGAAGAAAA
Pseudomyrmex gracilis is the source of this 3225-nucleotide messenger RNA. Its product is annotated as GTP-binding protein Di-Ras2. The record is from RefSeq and is a predicted model, not a curated record. Gene Ontology annotation, molecular function: GTP binding; GTPase activity. Bases 815 to 1618 code for a protein of 267 amino acids. Lineage: Eukaryota; Metazoa; Arthropoda; Insecta; Hymenoptera; Formicidae. The transcript has 8 exons.